Messenger RNA from Cuscuta europaea, 1746 nucleotides. NCBI's taxonomy places the organism in Eukaryota, Viridiplantae, Streptophyta, Magnoliopsida, Solanales, Convolvulaceae. The record is from the annotation of a GenBank genome assembly.
AAGAUCGUUUCCCCAAAGAAGAUCUUGCACACUGCAAACAACUGAACAAGUCAAGUCAUUAGAAGUUGAAUCAACAAAUUUGUGAAGAAGACAUUUUUAAAUUAAAAAGAACAGGCCAAUCACAUACGGAUGGAUACAAGAGAUUAGCAGAUGAAAAAUUUAAUUAAUGUGGCAGUAAAUGAUGGGAAUGCGAAGCUGACAUAGCCAAUGGCAUCUGUACGUUCUGCUGUGCCCACUGGGAAUUGCCCACCCGCACCCACCCCCACGCCAUCUCUCUCAUAUUCACUGCUUUGCCAGAUCACGUGUUUAACACCCUCCUCCAAUACCUAAUCUUCCUUCUUCCCAUCCACUCUGCUUCACUUUCUUGCUUGCCUGCAAUCAUCGUGUUUGUUUCCUGGGUUUGUGUUUUCUCUGCUCUGAACAUUUAUUUUUGUUGACUCUAGCAAAGGGAAAAAUGCCAGAAGGAAUAACGGCUGAGAAACUGUUAAACAACAUCAUGGAAACAAUUUCAGACAGUGUACAAAAGCCAAGAUCUGGUGCAUUCUUUGAAGAGGACAAAGCAAGAGCUGUCAGUGAUAAAUUGAAUAGGCUGUUUGGGCGCCAGAAGCCUGUACACCAUGUUCUUGGGGGAGGCAAAUCGGCUGAUGUGCUACUAUGGAGGAACAAGAAAAUCUCAGCCAGUGUUUUGGCUUCUGCCACAAUUAUGUGGAUGCUGUUUGAAUGGCUUGACUAUCACCUCCUUACAUUUGUUUGCUUUGCUUUGAUUCUAGGAAUGUUUAUACAGUUUCUCUGGACUCACACUUCAGGCCUUGUGACCAGGUCUCCAUCACAAGUUCCGCGUAUUGUUUUGCCAGAAGAAGUGUUUGUCGGCAUAGCAAAGACCGUAGGGGCUGAAGUCAACCGUGGUUUGGGCUUCCUUCAAAACGUCGCCUGCGGUGGAACUCCCAAGCACUUCCUAGUUGCUGUGACAAGCUUGCUGGCAGCUGCUAUCAUUGGAAGCUGGUGCAACUUUCUGACUGUUGUGUACAUUGGAAAUUUGGAACAAUGACCAAGGUUCGAAACCCGCAGCGGCCGUGUGGAAGUUACAGCUCCUGCGUGCUAGGCUGGACCUCUGGUGCGCACCUGGUAAAAAGGCCUACCAUGGACCGACUGAAUCACCGUGACUUACAUCCUCCCAAAAAUCCUGUCCGAUCGGGGUGUGGGGGUUCUGUGUGGGAGAUUCCACCUUUUGGAACAAUAUAUAUACAUAUUGGACGUGUUUGCGCACUCUUAUAUUGAAAAUUGGCAUAGGUUUUGUUGGGGCCCACACACUGCCAGUGCUCUAUGAAAGAUAUGAAGAUGAAGUGGACAACUUUGUAAAUAGUGUGUUUGAGCAGCUGCACCACCAAUACCGGAAGCUUGAUUCUGGAGUACUUAGCAGAAUACCCAAAGCCAAACUCAAAUUGAAGAAGCACGAAUGAAGAACCCUAAAGAAACGCUACGCUUUGUUUGGGUUUUUCUCAUUCACAAUGUCCAAACUAUGAUUUAGUCACUAAUUCCGUGCCUGUGAGAUAUAAGGUAUUGUCUCGUGGUUUCAAUUUUCAAUUCAUCGUGUGAUGGGGCAAGAUUCUCAUAAACUUUAGGCUAUAUCGUAUCAACUUUCAAUUUAGAGCCUCUUUCGUCACAUCAAAAUGGGUUGAAGUAUUGGUUGAAUUGGUUGAUUUUACUCAUUUAUAAAAAAAAUUAGAAACAGUGACAUUGAUAUUA